Messenger RNA from Lates calcarifer (barramundi perch), 342 nucleotides. Its product is annotated as ELMO domain-containing protein 1-like. The record is from RefSeq and is a predicted model, not a curated record. Lineage: Eukaryota; Metazoa; Chordata; Actinopteri; Centropomidae. The transcript is spliced from 3 exons. The coding region runs from base 79 to 342 and encodes 87 amino acids. Gene Ontology annotation, molecular function: GTPase activator activity.
ACUCCUCUUUGUCAUGUAAAGAUUUCUGUGUAGAUUUCCUUUUUAUUCACUCAUUGUCACUUCACAUGUAGUCAGUACAUGACUCAAGUGUGUGUCCUCCACAGUGAGAUAAACAAGCCUGAAUGGGAACAGAAGAACCUUGACAAAGCUAUCGGCUAUUCUUUCGCCAUCGUGGGCAUCAACAUAACAGACUUGGCCCACUCUCUGCUGGUGAGCGGAGCUCUGAAGACCCACCUGUACAACGUGGCCCCAGAGAUACCCAGCCUGCUGCACUUCCAGCAGACGUUCUGUUACCUGAUGCAGGAGUUUCAACCGUUUCUGGAUCGAGGAGGAUCCCAGUGA